CAAUGCAGCCGAAAUGCGAGUGCAGUCUCUUUGUGAUAGUGUUAUGGUAGUGAACAACGAUAUGACCACAGUUACGAACAGUACAGAUGCGAACAAUGAUAUGGUCGCUAAAGAGUUAUCGUUCUUAAGAGCACCUGAAUUUGCGAUUCCGAUGGAACCUGAAUCGCAGUUGUCAACACUACAAAUGGCCGUAAACGUGUUGUGCACCACUUACGCGGUCACUAUGCUUGGAACGAUGACACCGAGGGAUGAUAAUAGGAUCGAAUCGGAUAGGCGGACGGCAGUGUCGACAAUGAUGGGUGGAUUUGGAGGCGCGAAUGGAUUUUGUGGAUACGGUAAUGGAUACGUUCGCGUGAAUCGUUUCGAUGGUUAUGGUGGUGGAUGGGGUUAUUCGGCACAUUCACUGGAGGCAAUUCAAUUUCGUGCAUCAAGAGAU
Molecule: messenger RNA, 436 nt
Organism: Anisakis simplex (herring worm)
Lineage: Eukaryota; Metazoa; Nematoda; Chromadorea; Rhabditida; Anisakidae
Source: the annotation of a GenBank genome assembly